Molecule: messenger RNA, 873 nt
Organism: Tachyglossus aculeatus (Australian echidna)
Lineage: Eukaryota; Metazoa; Chordata; Mammalia; Monotremata; Tachyglossidae
Gene: CIB1
Product: calcium and integrin binding 1
Exons: 7
Coding region: 81-677 (198 amino acids)
Molecular function (GO): calcium ion binding
Source: RefSeq, a predicted model, not a curated record
UGCUGCCCCCCCCGUGGUGGUGCUGCUGCCCCCCGCCCCGUGGUGGUGCUGCUGCCCCCCCGUGGUGGUCCGUCGCCGUCAUGGGGGGCUCCCCCAGUCGCCUGUCCAAGGACCAGUUGAGCGAGUACCAGGAGCUGACGUUUCUGACGAAGCAGGAGAUUUUGCUUGCCCACAAGAGGUUCAGUGAGCUGCUGCCCCAGGACCGCCAGAACAACGAUGACUCCUUGAGAGAGCGAGUCUCCCGCGAGCACAUUCUCUCUCUGCCAGAGCUCAAGGCCAACCCCUUCGGGCAGCGUAUCUGCCACGUUUUCUCCACGGACCAGCCCGAGGGCAGCCUCAGCUUCGAGGACUUCCUGGAUCUCCUCAGCGUGUUCAGCGACGCGGCCACCCCCGAAGUCAAGUCUCACUACGCCUUCCGCAUCUUCGGCUCCCCCCUUGGUCUCCCAGACUUCGACGACGACGGGACCCUGAACAGAGAGGACCUGAAGCAGCUGGUCAACUGCCUGACUGGGGAGGGCCAGGAAACGGAGCUCAGCGCCUCCGAGAUGAAGCAGCUCAUCGAUAACAUCCUGGAGGAGUCCGACAUCGAUAAGGACGGCACCAUUAACCUCUCGGAGUUCCAGCACGUCAUCUCCCGCUCGCCCGACUUCAACAACUCCUUCAAGAUUGUCCUGUGACGGGAGCCAAGGCAUCAGAUGGCUUCAGCCUCUCAACUCUUUCCACCCUCCAUGGCCGGGCCUGCCCUAGCCUUGGGGCCGGCCCCGGGGCAGCCGGGGCCCCAGACAGCGGAAGCGCUCUGGCGCGGGGGUUUUGCGCUGGGUGGCCCUGCCGGGCGUCCUUCUACAGGUGACCAAUAAAAGUUUUGCAGUUGGA